CGCCGAUCAUCAAGUCCAUCGAGCAAGCGAUCAGCUCCCAGCACCGGCGUCAAGGAGGCCUACCAGCGGCGAUCCAUGGCGUCACCCUUCGGCUACGAACCUCUUCAGCCGCCGGUGGUGGUGGUGUCGCCGCAGUUCUGCGCGCCGGACGUGGUGCCGCUGACGGUGACCAAGAAAGUCGCGAGUCUCAGCGGCGGCGACUUCACCGUCACCGACUCCAACGGCGCCGUCGUGCUGCAGUUCAAGGGCAGCGUCUGGAGCGUCCGCAACCGCCGCGUGCUCCUCGACGCCGCCGGGCAGCCCAUCCUCUCCAUGCACGAGAAGAUACUUAGUAUGCACAACACAUGGGAGGUGUUCAGAGGUGACAGCUCGAGCGCGAGCGACCUGCUCUUCACCGUGAAGAGGUCGACGCUCCUGCAGCUGAGGACGGAGAUGGAUGUCUUCUUGGCCGGGAACACCGCGAAGCAGGCCUGCGACUUCAAGAUCAAGGGCAGCUACUUCGUCUUCUACCUCGGCGACUCUGACACCAUGAUCGCUCAGAUUAGCCGGAAGUACACUGCCUCCAAUGUGCUGCUGGGAAAGGACACGUUCAAUGUCCCGGGCGUUGACCAUGUGUUCGUCGCGGCUCUUGUGGUGGUUCUGGAUGAGGUCCACAGCAGGGAUCGAAACUACUGAUGAUCCACACACACCUAUACCAGCAAGCUUCCAUCGAGUUCGACGCCUGUCAUAUGUUAUCACAAGUUGUUAUGUGCAAAUUUCUCCAAAUUAUGCUAGUGAGAUCAGCUACUGAACUUCGUUUCGUGUAUGCUGAUGAUGCACACAGUAUUGUAUAUUGAUUUGCUUUUCAAUAAUAGAGCACUAUCCUUGGUUCGAAAAAGAAAUUGUAAGAAAACAGAGCACUUUCAUGUGAUUGCUUUCUGAAAUGCAUAUGCUUGUUUGAUUCAAGCUUUUGAAUA
Molecule: messenger RNA, 956 nt
Organism: Panicum virgatum (switchgrass)
Lineage: Eukaryota; Viridiplantae; Streptophyta; Magnoliopsida; Poales; Poaceae
Product: protein LURP-one-related 15-like
Exons: 3
Coding region: 76-675 (199 amino acids)
Source: RefSeq, a predicted model, not a curated record